GGGGAGGCGGGUGGUCCCUGCUAAGGAGGGCAGGGCUGCCCUCGGCGCCAGAUCCCCAGACACGGCCGCAGGCCUGAGAGCAUUUUGUGCCCAGUGGCCUGCGUCUGCCCAGCACGGGUGUCAGGGUGGCCAUGGGGAUGCAACGGCCAAGCCCAGACCUUCCGGAAGCUGCUCACCCCGAGGCAGCCCCUCCGAGUCGCCUCCGAGGACAGUGAUGCCAGGAGCCAGCUGCUGCGGGCGGUCCGCGGUCAUGGGGCCUGCACGUCCAGCCUUGAUUCCUGGGAGUGAGUCGCAACACUGGCGCCCACCCGGGUAGGGACCUAGAUGCCCCUCACCCAUCACCUGCGUUCUCCCUCCCUCCCUCCUCUCCACAGGGCUCGGCAGCUUCUAGAACUCUCUGGGAGAGAAGAGCCAGCCUGCAGGGAGACUGGGAAGGGCCGUGGGCUAGGCGGCAGUCCCCGUGUGCUUUGGGGGGGGACAGCACCUCUAUUCCAAGGCUUGGGGCUGCUCCCAGCCUCCUUCUUAAGGGCAAGGGAUGGAUGGGGCAGGCGCAGCUGUGGUGAUGGGCCAGGCGGGCAGAGAGGCCAGUGGGACCAGCGGGGGCACUUGGCUUCAGUUUCAGGGGCAGAGCCCUGCCCUGCGAAGGCUCUGAGGCUUCUGUUCUCAUCUCCUCCAGCGCUGGGACUGGCAGCCACUCGCUCUGGGUCUCCGGGCCAUGCCAGCCCCUGGUGACCUCCAGCUGGCUCUGGAGAUGGAGCGCGGGGCCCUGGUACCCUGGGACCUGCGGUCCAGGCCCACCCGCCGUCCAUGGGUUUGGGGUGGCCUUGCCUCGUGGCCUCCAUCUCCUCCCCCGUAAAUCUGCUCGAGGACUGGAGUAGCACGAGGUUGGAUGAGAGGCCGCCAGUGACGCUCAGGGAAUGUCUUCCCUGUGGCCCCAGCAGAGACCCCUCCCCGCCUCCCACCUGUCCCCCCGGGGUCUCUCUCCUCUGCUGGACUCGGUUCCCAGGGCAGAGUCCACACAGGAGAGGAGCCUGGGCCCGAUGAGGGACGCCCCGCCCCACCCCAUCCCCCAGGAGGGAGGCAGGCCCCCCGCCCCGCACCGCCUCUGAGCCUCCCACCUGCUCACAGCCUCACUCUCUGCAUCGCUGGGGCCCAAAUCUCAGAUGGGAAAGUGAGGCCCGAAGCUCGUCACCCAGACCCAAGCGGCAACUCGGGACUCAAACCAGCCAGUCUGGGGCCUGGACCCCGAGGCUGGCGGAACCCCGCUUCUGCCCCUCUCCCUCCUGGCCCAGGGGCACCCAGAGCCCCCACCACGCUCCUGUCACAGGCCCCUCAGGCCGGUGGAUGGGAUCGAGGCCAGGCAGCAGGCGGGCUUGCUGGAGGCCCACGUGGAAGCACCCUGGACAAGACACUGCGAGGCCUGGCAGGCUGAAGGCGGCUGGCGAUGGAGGCCACCCGCCCUGCCUGCAGGCCCUGGAAGGCCGGCCCAGCGCUCUCGGCCAGAGCCUCAUGUUUUCUGGCCUCAGUGGAAACCAGCUUUUUCUAUCCAAGCCUGGACCCGGCCCAUGCUCCCAGAAGGGGCUGAGCCAGCACAAGGCCCACACUUGGCCCUGGGCAGGCCCGUCGUCUCCAGGAUUCCAGAGCCUCCGAGCUGCCCGCUGCCUGCAGGUGUGCAGGCCUGGCCAGCCCAGCAGACACGGCUUGGUGGAGGCCCCCUCCGCGCGGACGUUCGUGUGGGCUCCAGCGAGGGGACUGAGGCCCAGGGUUGCUGCUUCCCCCUGGUCAGGCUGGCCCCUGAUUCUCGGCCCCACUGCUGCAGACACGCCUGCACUGCGUCUGGGGGCCUGGAUUGACAGGGCUUCCUCCCCCUGUUGCGAGAGAGCUGAUGGGACGCCGGAGGGGCUCACGGUGGUGAGCGUCCCCCAGUGCCCCCGGGGUGUGGGACCCCCCCCAGAGGCAGACACAGCCGUCCUUCUCCAGGAGCUGCGUUCACGGUGGGCCCGAUGGUGGGAAAGGCGGUGCCGUGCCAGGCCCGGCUCCCAGCAGGCCCAGCUGGUUUUCUUCUCUGGCUGGAGUCCACAGAGCCCUGCCUGCCACAACACGGAAGCUUCCAGGACGCCCUGCAGGCCAAGCCAGCCCGCCCACAGGCCAGGCCAGAGGAGGGAGCUGGGACCCGGGCCCUGGACUCAGCCGCUUGCUGGCAGGAGUUCCGGGCUCUGGCCUGGCCUCUUGGUCCGUUGCCUGUGAGGUGGUGACAACAGGUCCCUCCUGGAGUCCGCGCAUGGAUCCAGCCAAGACCUCUGGGCCCAGUGCCCCAGGGUGAGGGGCCCACGUGAACCUCACACGACUGGGGCAGAGCCGUGCGCGGAGGCCGGAGCUCUGCUCUUUCUGGCAGAGACCACGGACGCUCUCCGGAAGCAAACAUCGAGCCCUUUCUGAAAGUCACGGGUGGUCUGCCCGUUGGUGCCCAAGGCUGUGCUGACCGGCACCCCACCCACCUCCCCUGGCCCCCCCGGGGGACGGCCUGUGGCUGUGAGCUGAAGCCCCACUGGCCGUGGACCCUCUGCUCUAGGCCCUCGGGCUUCAGGGGCUCAGCCCCCUCCAGGGGGCAUCUGCUGCUGGGCCAUGAGACAGCCCCAGAAAGAUGCACCUGCCACGGCGCACCCCACCCCAGCCAGGGCGCACCCCACCCCAGCCAUGCUGUAGCUCACCCCCGCCAGGGCAUACCCCACCCCAGCCAGGCUGUACCCACCCCCAGCAGGCCGU
This is a messenger RNA of Phacochoerus africanus (Common warthog), 2766 nucleotides long. RefSeq lists its product as uncharacterized. The coding region runs from base 1345 to 2247 and encodes 300 amino acids. The transcript has 2 exons. The record is from RefSeq and is a predicted model, not a curated record. NCBI's taxonomy places the organism in Eukaryota, Metazoa, Chordata, Mammalia, Artiodactyla, Suidae.